Messenger RNA from Zasmidium cellare ATCC 36951, 1677 nucleotides. RefSeq lists its product as uncharacterized. Bases 1 to 1677 code for a protein of 558 amino acids. NCBI's taxonomy places the organism in Eukaryota, Fungi, Ascomycota, Dothideomycetes, Mycosphaerellales, Mycosphaerellaceae. The record is from RefSeq and is a predicted model, not a curated record. Gene Ontology annotation, molecular function: NADP binding; flavin adenine dinucleotide binding; N,N-dimethylaniline monooxygenase activity. The transcript has 3 exons.
AUGCUGGAGAAAAUAGAUCUCGUGCCCGAACAGCCACCUUCGAAUCCAAAGGCCGAGCGGUUCGUCCCCAAGUUCAUCUAUCAUGAUCCAAACUACCCGACUCCGGCAAUCAAUAUCCGAGAAGACUUCUAUGGAUCUCGGCGGCGGUUGAAGGUAGCCGUGCUAGGCGCCGGUAUGAGCUGUCUGAGCUUCUUGCAUCACUUGUUUGAACUGGUUCCCCGAGACACCGUGGACGUAACCGUUUACGAUAUGAAUGAGGAUGUCGGCGGUGUAUGGCAAUCGACGACAUAUCCCGGCUGUCGAAGCGAUAGCCCAAGUGCGACGUACCAGAUUCCGUGGCGACCACAUAUCUGGUCUCAGUUCUACGCCCCUCAAGAAGAGAUCAAGGAGUAUCUGCAGACCGUAGCCGGGGAGAACGACUUCUACCCACUCAUGAAGCUUCGACAUGAAGUCGUGAGGGCAGAGUGGCGGACUGAGGAAGCGAAGUGGACGUUGAGAAUUCGAGAUCUCGUAGCAGACGCCGAAUUCGAGGGUAAAUCCGAUAUGUUUGUUGAAUGCGAUGGGCCCGUGAGCAAGCCUCAAAUCCUUGUCGAAGGACUGAACAUAUAUCAGGGUGUCGUGGUCCAUUCAGGAGACUGGCCAGAAGACCUCGAUCUUAAAGGCAAGCGAGUGGCUCUGAUGGGCUACGGCAGUUCUGGAGUUCAACUGGCCCCGAACAUUCUCCUCAGAGUAUCCAAGCUGUAUACCUGGUUCAGAGGCCGAGCUUACAUGGCGCCGCCUCCGUUCCCAGGAUUCGCAUAUGAUGUCCAAGGAACCAAUUUCGCUUACAGCGAGCAACAAAGGGCCCUUCUUCAUGAUCCGGAUGUAUACUUGGCGUAUCGCAAGGCGCUGGAUGAUGAUUUCAACCGGCAGUUCGACUUGGUUGUGAAUGGCAGCGAGACGUCGAAGAAGGUCCGACAACUCAUCAAAGCGUAUAUGCAGGAGAAGCUGAAGUCCAAGCCGGGCCUGUAUGAUAUGAUUCGGUACUUGGAAGCUCUUGUUGACGAGAAAACCACUGUUUUCCAAGGAGAGCCUCGCCAUUUCACCCCAAACGGCUUCCUAGACCCCGAUGGCAUCGAGCAUGAGGUCGACGUAGUCAUCGCAGCGACUGGCUACGAAUAUGAGCAUAUGCCACGAUAUCCGAAGAUUGUCGAUGGUGAAGACAUAGCGACUUGGUGGGCCAGUCGUGGAGGAUUCGGACAUACCUACAUGGCUAUAUGCUCGGAACACAUGCCAAACUACUUCAAUCCUGGCACGGCGUACUCGGGCCUGUAUAGAAGCUUCUUUCAACCGGGAGAGGGGCUUUCGAUCUAUAUGGCCAAGGUAAUAAACAAGAUGCAGCUGGAGCGAAUCUUGAGCUUUGUGCCGAAAGAGCGAGCAGUGAAUCACUUCGUCAGGCAUGCUGAUACGUUCAUGCAACGAUGGGUCCAAUCCGGUCCUUGUCAGGCCUUUUACAAGAGCCAUGGUCGACCACGACUCUGGCCAGGAUCGUACAGCCAGUACAUGCAGAUCUUGGAGAAUCCCCGCUUCGAGGAUUUCGACAUGGUUUAUGAGGAUGAGGACGAUAUAUUCUCCUACUUCGGCAAUGGCUUUGCUCUGCAUCCAGAAGGGUUCGAGGAGGAAGAGGACAGCUCGUGA